AUGGAAGUCAAGGUUUUAAAGGUAUACAUUCAAUAAGUAAAUGUUUAUUUAUUUGCCAAAGAAAAAUUAGUAUCACUUAUGAAUGUUUCUAGGUCCCUCAACAACAUCCUUAUAGCAACAAUUGUGGUAUUUACAUUGCAAAGUUUCUGAAGUACUUUAUUCAGGUAACUUAUAUAUUAUGUCAGUUUGGUCUCAAACGAUUUUAAGAAAUUGAAUAACUUUACCAACCCAAAUAGAAGUUCAAGAAAGUAAACACCAUUCCUUCCUAAUUUGCUUUAAGGACUUGGACAUGUAUGAGUCAGGACCAGAGGAAUAUUGUGCUAAAGAGCACAAAUGGUUCAAACAUGCAGAUGCUGAGAAAACACGCACUGAAACAAGGACAUUUUUGCUGAACACUUUUCAAAAUCAGAAGCACACACAAGGAUGUUAA
Molecule: messenger RNA, 430 nt
Organism: Paramuricea clavata
Lineage: Eukaryota; Metazoa; Cnidaria; Anthozoa; Malacalcyonacea; Plexauridae
Source: the annotation of a GenBank genome assembly